This is a messenger RNA of Symbiodinium natans, 963 nucleotides long. NCBI's taxonomy places the organism in Eukaryota, Dinophyceae, Suessiales, Symbiodiniaceae. The record is from the annotation of a GenBank genome assembly.
AUGCUUCCCCCUCCUCCACUGCUCCGCCUGCUGCGCCAGGACCGAUCAAUUCAGCCCCUGUCGUGGCUGCAGAAGCCCAAGCCACCAACGUUGCCAGCGAACCUCUUCAAGCCCAAGGAGAGCUUGUCACAGACCUUCCUAGCAGACCCGAACUACAUCUUCAAGAUGGUUUCCGAACUGGAUGACGAGUCCGAGGGUGGCAAGCGUCUGAUCGAACUUGGGCCCGGUACGGGAGCCAUAACAUCGAGGCUGUGGCAGAGAUACCCAGAGAUGGUGGGCAUCGAGCUGGACCAACGCGCUAUGCGCGUCCUUGCCCAGAAAGUGCCUGGAGCCACGGUGAUUCGGUCGGAUGUUCUGAUGGUGAAUUACACCAGGCUUGCGGAGCUGAGAGGCGGACCGCUGUCAAUUGUCAGUAACCUUCCAUUUCACGUGGCUUCGCAGCUACUGUUCACGCUAGCUGACCACGCAGAUGGAGUACGCAAUGCGCACGUCAUCCUGCAGCAGGAGGUUGCUCAGCGCAUUGUUGCAAAGCCAAACAGCAAGAAGUACGGCAUUCCCAGUGUGGUGUUUCAGCUGUAUGCUGACCCGAAGAUCUUGUUCCACCUGCCGCCAACAGCAUACUUUCCAAGACCCAAUGUCAUGACUUCAUACAUAAAGCUGGACUUCGAGGCGGCAGCGGAACGCAGAAGAGCUCUGAAUGUUGACCCUCGUGAUCUUCGCAACCUCACGAACACCGCAUUCAGAUACCGGCGGAAAAUGAUGUCGAACUCGUUGAGUCGAAUCCUGGAAUGCCACACGACAUUGAUCAACAAGCUGCCUGAAGAGUAUGCCAAGCUCCGACCAGAGCAGAUUGAGCCAUGGGAGUUCGUGCACCUUACACAGCUCAUCUUUGGAAAGAAGGAGUUCCCAAAACACUUCCGCCGGGCUUGGCGAGGGGAGUUCGGGCGAACGGUUCGAGAGUGA